Messenger RNA from Episyrphus balteatus (marmalade hoverfly), 1587 nucleotides. RefSeq names its product probable asparagine--tRNA ligase, mitochondrial (gene AsnRS-m). Gene Ontology annotation, molecular function: nucleic acid binding; asparagine-tRNA ligase activity; ATP binding. Bases 85 to 1551 code for a protein of 488 amino acids. The record is from RefSeq and is a predicted model, not a curated record. Gene Ontology annotation, biological process: asparaginyl-tRNA aminoacylation. The transcript is spliced from 4 exons. Gene Ontology annotation, cellular component: mitochondrion. Lineage: Eukaryota; Metazoa; Arthropoda; Insecta; Diptera; Syrphidae.
AUAAAACAGAAAACUUCAAAAAUUUUCCAACUACACACAUUUCAUAAUAAACAGAAGUUAAAAAUAUUUAAUUACCUUCUGAUUAUGUUAAAAUUAAAAGAAUUACCAAUCCUUACAAGAACCCUUCGAUGUAUAAGUCAACUCUCCCCAAAAAAUCCAAUCGAAUCCAAAGAUAAUCAACCUAAAUCACCAGAAAAUGCACCUGAAUACUCACGUAUUAAAACAGCUCCCACAACUAAGCCGGGUGAUUCAUUUGGAAUUCAGGGUUGGAUUCUAAAUAUCCGUCGUAUGAAAACAAAUCUCUUUCUCGACGUCAAUGAUGGAUCGACAGCUGAAAAAUUUCAAAUCGUUGUCCCAAAGAACGACCAAACGAAAGCUCUAUCACCUGGCUGUUCAGUUAGCAUUAGUGGUGUUAUUCAAACAGCUCCUAAUGGACACAAUGAACUACAUGCCAAUGAAGUCACUCUCUUAGGAAACUCGUCCUUGCAGGAAGGAUUUCCAUUUGUCCCAAAACAACAACAUCCCCCAGAAUAUGUGAGAGAAUAUCUUCAUUUCCGUUCCCGUGUUGACUACAUAGCUUCCCAACUCCGAGUUCGACAUAGAGCAGCAAAAGCAAUUCAUGAUUUUAUGGACGAACAAGGUCUAAUCCAAAUUCACACCCCGAUUCUGACAACAAAUGACUGUGAAGGAGCCGGAGAGACGUUUGUAGUGAAACCCGAUAACGAAAAACUGUUAAAAGACAUGUCUCGCGAUGGAGUACCUUUCGACGAAAGUUAUUUCGAUCAAAAGGUAUUCCUAAGCGUUUCUGGUCAACUACAUCUUGAAGCUGCUACUUAUGGCUUAGGUGGUACUUACACCUUUUCGCCUGCUUUCAGAGCUGAAAAUUGCAAGUCUCCAUUGCAUUUAGCCGAGUUUUAUAUGGUUGAAGCUGAAUUAGCAUUCACAUACACCAUGAACGAUCUCACAAGUUUCAUUGAGACAAUGGUUAAAUCAGUUAGCCAAGAAGUAAUGAACAAAAGCUCGGAAGACGUUCAUCAUUGUCAGAAAAAAGCAGCUGCCGAUGUAGAUCUCUCCUGGUUGGACAAAAAUUGGAUAACUUUGACGUACGAAGACGCUUUUACCAUCCUAAGUGACAACAAAUCUAGAUUCAAAACAGACCUUAAAACUAAUGAAGGAUUCUCAAAGGAACAAGAACUAUUCUUAGUAGAUCAUCUUAAAAGCCCACUAUUUGUCAUUGAUUGGCCAGCAGAUCAGAAGCCCUUCUAUAUGAGACAAUCAAAAACAGAUGCCUCAAAAGUCCAUGCAUUGGAUUUAUUAAUGCCAUCGGUGGGAGAACUCUGUGGAGGCAGUUUGAGAGAGAACAACUACGAUGUGUUGAAGAACAAAAUUCCUCCUGGCCUGCAAUGGUAUUUAGAUCUUAGAAAAUACGGUGGCAUCCCUACUGGAGGCUUUGGUCUAGGAUUUGAGCGAUUCCUUCAACUCAUAACAGGAGUUAAAAACAUCCGAGAUGUAAUUCCCUACCCACGAUACCCACAUUCUUGUAAAAUGUAAAUAAAACAAACAAAAAAAAGUUUCCAAUUAAAAUAA